UGCCCGUGUGUCUCUUGCAGGGCUCCCGAGGCUGGAGGCAGCGUGGCCACAGCAGCCUGGAUGCAGAUGGAGGAGGCUGGAGGCACCAGGGCUGCCCCCCUAGUGCAGCCUGGGGGCCCAGAGUCCGCCCCAUCGCGGGCAGUCGCCCCUGGCGGGGCAGCAACUGAGACAGCCUUUUCCAGGACCAUGCACCUGUACAGCAGCCCUGUGCCUGGGGGCAGCGCUGCCUCCAGGCCCCUGCUGGUGCUACUGCCCUGGCUUGGUGCCCUGCCCCGCUCCAUUGCGAGGUACCUGGAGCUCUACCUGCCAUGCGGCCUGGAUGUGCUGGUGGUGGAGAGUGACCUGAGCCACUUCCUCUGGCCCCGGCACGGGCUGGCCUACGCGGCCUGCGUGCUAGGCCUGCUCCAGGGCAGCCAGUCCUUCUGCUCCCGCCCGCUGCUUGUCCACGCCUUCUCCCUCGGCGGCUACACCUUCGCCCAGAUGAUGGUGCACAUGAGCCGGGAGCCGCAGCGGCACCGGCAGUUGACAGAGAGGAUCCGGGGCCUGAUCUACGACAGCCUGGUGACGGGCAGCCUGGGGGACAUGGCGCUGGGCGUGGCUCAGAUGAGCAGCUCCACGGCCCUCCGGCCCCUCGUCAGGGGAGGCACCAGGCUCUACUUCAGCCUCUUAGGCUGCUGCACCGUGCGGUACUACAAAGCAGCACAGGACGUGUUCUUCCAGCCGCCGCUUCACUGCCCCGUCCUGGUCUUCUACUGCUGCAACGACCCCCUGAGCAACCCUGCCCGGGUGCAGGAGCUGCUGGAGAGCUGGAGGGGGGCAGGGAUCCUGGUGCAGGCCCAGGGCUGGCAGGACUCGCGCCAUGCAGCCCAUCUGCGCCAGCACCCCCAGGAGUACCAGCAGGUGCUGCAGGGAUUCCUGGAGCAGCUGGACAUGGCCCUGCUCCGAGCCAGGCUCUAGCACCUGGGG
Messenger RNA from Gopherus flavomarginatus (Mexican gopher tortoise), 966 nucleotides. RefSeq names its product transmembrane protein 53-like. The transcript is spliced from 2 exons. Gene Ontology annotation, molecular function: serine hydrolase activity. The coding region runs from base 61 to 957 and encodes 298 amino acids. Lineage: Eukaryota; Metazoa; Chordata; Testudines; Testudinidae. The record is from RefSeq and is a predicted model, not a curated record.